AUGUCGAAGUCAUUUCCAAUGAGUGAUAUGGAUGUUGAGGUUGGGCAGAUUUCUAUGCAAGUUGUAGCUGAUGAGGUUCUGAGCCUGGUUCUAUGUGAUUGCUCUUCGUCUCUUUACCUGAGGCUUGUUGAAGGAUUUGAGAGAUUCCAACUCAACUAUGCAACACGAGUCUUAGUUCUAUCUUUUUUCUCCAAAAAUCAAAAUGAGAAGCUUUGGAAAUUUGGGUCAAUGGCUCUACUUGCAUUUGCUUUGGUAAUUUACUUUGUAGCCAGCACUGUUGUUGCUGAUUACUCUUAUGACUACACUUCUCAUUCACCAUCUCCAUACUACAAGAAACCGGAAAAACAUGUUGAACAUUCUCCAUCGUAUCACUAUUACAAGUCGCACGCUCCUUCAAAACAUUACAACAAGGCACCUGCUGUAGCAAAGUAUUACGAGUCACAUGCUCCUUCAAAGCACUAUUACAAGUCGCCUGUGGUAGCAAAGUAUUACAAGUCACAUGCUCCUUCGAAGCACUACUACAAGUCACCUAUUGUAGUGAAGUAUUACAAAUCACAUGCUCCUUCGAAACAUCACUACAAGGCACCGGUGGUAGUGAAGUAUUACAAGUCACCAGCUCCUUCAAAGAAGUACUACAAAUCACCAACUCCUUCAAGGUACUAUUACAAGUUACCAUCACCUACAAAAUACUACAAAUCGUCAUCGCCAGUAAAGUACUAUAAGUCGCCUACUCCAUCGACGCAUUAUUACUACAAGUCACCAUCUGUAACGACCCGCUAG
This is a messenger RNA of Solanum tuberosum (potato), 780 nucleotides long. Its product is annotated as extensin-1-like. NCBI's taxonomy places the organism in Eukaryota, Viridiplantae, Streptophyta, Magnoliopsida, Solanales, Solanaceae. The coding region runs from base 1 to 780 and encodes 259 amino acids. The record is from RefSeq and is a predicted model, not a curated record. The transcript is spliced from 4 exons.